Metschnikowia bicuspidata var. bicuspidata NRRL YB-4993 is the source of this 2300-nucleotide messenger RNA. It is a transcript of the gene PAN3, whose product is annotated as Pan3p. Gene Ontology annotation, cellular component: P-body; PAN complex. NCBI's taxonomy places the organism in Eukaryota, Fungi, Ascomycota, Pichiomycetes, Serinales, Metschnikowiaceae. Gene Ontology annotation, molecular function: metal ion binding; poly(A) binding. Bases 1 to 1971 code for a protein of 656 amino acids. The transcript has 3 exons. Gene Ontology annotation, biological process: nuclear-transcribed mRNA poly(A) tail shortening; mRNA processing. The record is from RefSeq and is a predicted model, not a curated record.
AUGAACAUAAACCCCGAGUCCGCAAAGGAGAUCCCUUGCAAAAACGUGCUCAUAUACGGCUAUUGCAAGUUCGAAAACAAGGGCUGUGUCUUCUCCCACCCAUUGCCGGAGAACGCCCAGUCCCCAGAGUCGACCAACGCAGUUGCCACCCCGACAGACUCGAAGCGGAAAUUCAACAUGAACACCCCCUCGUUCCAGCCUUCGGUUCUGAGCAUGACAAGCAAGUUUGCUGCGUUGUCCCCCAAAGUGAAGGAGAUUCCCAUAUUUGUACCUUCGAGUGCAGAGCCCUCGAGCACUGCGCAUUCCACCGCAAACCACGUCACGGAGCCGCCUUCCGCAGCUCACAACUCUUUUUCUGCACGUAAAUUCAACACCUCCACUCCGUCGUUCACCCCAUCGAACGGCUUUGCAUCACAUUACGGCCAGUUGAGCUCUUCAAACACAACGCUGGCGUUUGUCGCCUCUUCACAAGUAUCACAGCAGGCGGCCCAGCCCAAGCAACAAAACCCGUAUUUGAACGCGCCGGUGCCAACCGUGGCUGCGUCUUCUGCAAACUCCAUCAGUACGUCGGACUACCUCUUCCAUAGCCAGGGAACGCAAUCCUUUCCGUUGAACCAUCAUUUAUACGCCCCAGCCCCACCUCCCAGACUUGUGGCUCCAUUGAAGUCUUACGAGACCAAUGUGAAUUCCAUGUUCAUUCCAAACAACCUCCGAGAAACACUCACGAAGAAAAACGAGGCCACAUUGCAAACAAUGCCUCAACUGUCUCUUCCCGAGCACGUCGGCGUCUACCACUCAUUGGUGCCCAUUGAUGCUUCUUUUGAACAGCCCUCGAAUGUUUACGAUCUUCCGUCAUACAUGUACAAAGUGUUAUCCAAUAGCGAUGGGCUUCCCUAUGCGCUAAGGCGCAUAGAUCAAGGCCACAAGCUUCGGGUCCUCAACGAAAUGCCAUUUGCGAACGUGAAAAAGUGGAAAGCAUUGAAGUCCCCCAAUGUCGCCAGACUCAACGACGCAUUCACUUCUAUUAGCCUCAGCACGAAUGGAGAGCCUUCUUUGUUUUUUGCCUAUGACUAUUACCCGCUCGCAAGCACGCUACAGGAACAUCAUAUCACCAGAAGAUUGGGCGGCAAACUAGAACCCAUCACCGAAGAACUCUUAUGGACAUACCUCGUCCAGCUUACGGGCGCUCUUUUAUGCAUCCACGAAGCUGGCUUACACGCUGGCUCUUCGUUGGCCUUGAGUAAAGUUUUGGUCACCAAUAAGAACAGAGUCAGAUUGAGUGCUGUGGGUGUUGACGACAUACUAGAAUACGAGUCUUUCGAAGAACUAAAACAACAAUUGGGGGAAGAAAACAUGUUACGGAAACUACAACAGGAUGAUGUGGUCUGUUUGGGUAAAUUGAUGACUGACUUAGCCAGCACAGUUUUACCAGCCAGUCUAAGAAGCCUUCCCGUCAACACGUUGUUGGAGCAUUUACAGAAGUCAUCUAUAAUGACUUUGAGCCCUGAGAUGUCAAAUGCUUUGAGUGCACUCCACUGCGCUGACGAAUGGUUUGAUUUGGGCGAAUUUUACGCAACUCACCUUUCCAGAGCAUCAAUCAAAGUUCUUAAUGGGUUUCAAGACCUGUCGGAUUUUUUUGAGGGACAGCUUCUGUCAGAAGUUGAGAAUGGUCGUCUCUUCAGGCUUUUAGCCAAAAUUAAUGUGGUGCUUGAUCGACCGGAAAAUGAAGGCGAUGCAAUUGGAAGCACGUUCGUCAUCAAACUGUUUCGAGAUUAUUUGUUUCACACAGUGGAUGAAAGCGGCAAGCCUGCCGUAGAUUUAUCCAAAAUUCUUGUCAAUUUGAAUAAAUUGGAUGUUGGAGUUGACGAGAAGAUAUUAUUAAUUUCAAGGGAAGAAGAUAGUUGCAUUAUCGUCAGCUACAAGGAGGUAAAGGAUACCCUUGACCUGAAUUUCCGCAGUUUGAUCAGAUGAUGUCGCAUAAUAUUGCACAGUGGAGUGAGUAACCAGACUGGUGACUAAAAUAAAACACCUUUUCCAGAAGUUACGAAUGCGCAGUCAUAGGUGGCAUGAUUGCGGCGACCGGGAUUCGAGAAGCCGCAGUGCCGCAUUUUUCUUCUAUGGGAUGACUGAGGCGGGUGGCGCCAUGGCAACCGCACCCACUUGUUGAUCAUCUGCAGUGGGUGACUUGAUUAGAAUUUUUUUGCAUUAAGCUUAUUCUCAAUAUCAGGGGAGAUAGCAUAUUACUUAAUAACUAGAAAUUUAGAAAAAGAAAAUUAAUAAAAGAAUGAAUAAAAGGAGUC